AUGGGACUGAAGACGAUGAACGUGAAGACACUGGCGAUGUCCGCGCUUGCAGCACUGCUUCUGCUCUCUGGUGCGUCUGCCAUGUUUGAAGAGAAGCAGAUUGAUCCCGAGGACUUGUGCCCGACUAGAUGCACUCGCGAGUAUAUCCCGAUCUGCGGCUCCGAUGGAGUCACCUACGCCAACAAGUGUCUAUUCAAGACUGUGCCCGAAGACCUGAAGGUGGACACGUACUCGGGUAGAUUCUUCUCACUGCUGCCCUUCGCCAUCAUGGGACUAUUACUGCACCAGGAGGAUCGACUGCGUGUUAACUUUACCGUAAGUCUGUUCAAUGUACCUUGUUCCGUCGCAAGCGUCGAUCUCGAAGACCGCAUGGGCCAGCGCUUCACCAACCUCACGCGCCACAUCCGCCACAUCCGCCUCGCUGCUGACCGCUCCUCCAAUGAAGUGCAGCGUUUGGAUGAGGUGGUGAUCGACAACCACGAGAAGGGUAUCCCCGUAUGGGGAGAUGUCCACCGAGACACCAAGGUCCAGUACUCGACACCUUUGACCACCAAGAACUUCGACGAUUUCAUGGCCAUAAUCGAACUCGUACUUGUGACUUUCUACGCUCCCUGGUGUCCAUUCUGCCACCAACUCCACCCUGAAUGGGAGUGCACGUCAGCCCAAUUGCAAGACCACCCAGAGUACAGUGAGAUGGUGCGUAUGACCUCAGUGGACUGCACAGACCCGGAGGCUCACGUCCACGCGUUAUAUCUGCAACGUACCGCGCAAGACCGAGCACCUAUUAUAGUUCCUGGACCUAUGUUUUCCCGUCAUCUGGAGCCUGAUGCCGAUUGGGCUGAAGAAAUGAACGUGAACAACGACCGCCUUGGUCUCCCGUGGCCGACUGUUGCAGUGGAGGGAUGCGAGAUAUCGGGAAGUAUCAGUGUCAAUCGUGUCCCCGGCGUCCUUGUGUUCACCGCGCGCUCCGACGACACGUCGUUUAAUGCACAAGCCAUCGAUGUCUCCCAUGUCGUAAACCACUUCUUCUUCAGUAAAGUGCGACGUACCGACAAUUUGUUCAAAGGAGGCAGCCACAUGCUCGCAGAGCCGUCGAACCGAUUCCCGCUGGAUACGAAGAUGUACAUGAUCGAGAGCGAAAACGUCACUGUGCAGCACUUCUUGAACGUUGUGGGCUUUGGCAACCAGGAUAACUCAUGGAAGACGCAGUUACAGCAGCGAUCUUAUGAGUUCUCAGCUACUACCACACAGUACGAGGACAAGACGCCGUAUGCGCUCUUCACGUUCGAUAUCUCGCCGUUGGUAGUGUAA
Messenger RNA from Phytophthora nicotianae INRA-310, 1311 nucleotides. RefSeq lists its product as hypothetical. Gene Ontology annotation, cellular component: COPII-coated ER to Golgi transport vesicle; endoplasmic reticulum. Lineage: Eukaryota; Oomycota; Peronosporomycetes; Peronosporales; Peronosporaceae. The coding region runs from base 1 to 1311 and encodes 436 amino acids. The record is from RefSeq and is a predicted model, not a curated record. The transcript is spliced from 6 exons. Gene Ontology annotation, molecular function: protein binding.